Molecule: messenger RNA, 801 nt
Organism: Penicillium longicatenatum
Lineage: Eukaryota; Fungi; Ascomycota; Eurotiomycetes; Eurotiales; Aspergillaceae
Exons: 2
Coding region: 1-801 (266 amino acids)
Source: RefSeq, a predicted model, not a curated record
AUGACCUUUGCGGCAUUUGAAAAGAUCAAGGACAUGCGUACCCAGGUGUAUGUGCGCGACCCGGCCAAUUUUGACAUGCACACAAAAGAAGACCAUGCUGGUUAUGGUGUGAUGCAGGUGGUGCAAAAUCUGAUAAUAGAUUUUGAAAGGGCGGGCAGGAUGGAGGGCAAUUGGAAAGAUCAAUGGGCUCUCUGUGAGGCGAUGGCAAUGUUUCACCUGUCAGGUUCUGCUGAGACCCUCAACCAUGUUGAUGACGGCGAAAGUGUGAAGAGCGUUUGGAAAUUGAUUUCAUUUAUGUUCCUUUCCAUGUUAAUUGCCUUGGAAAACGAGGGUCUCCUCGGUCCAAAGUCGAAGGUCAAGAAUCUCGGCAUGAUCAUGGCAUUGUUCCUACAACUAAUGAAGAAGGAGCGGCCAUCGGAUGGCAAGAACUUUGAAAUCUAUGUCUUUGCCUUUGCUAUCCUACACCAAGUUGAGUUAAUUGGGCUACCAAAAAGCACAUUUGACAUGCUACGGGAGGAGUUCCUGAGAAAUCCAGACAUAUUGCCCGGAGCUGUCUCUGACUCGGAUUCUGACUCUGAAUCUGAUUCUAACUCUGACUCUGAGUACCCUUGGGUAGUCAAAGAUGCUUUAGAUGACUACAUGGAGCAGGAAGCACCGAGAAGUGUCGGUGGUGAUGAUCUAGACAUCACGGCCUGGACUAGUGCCGAGCGUGAGAGAUACCAUUUUGGUGGGCAGGAUCCCUUGUCGGAGGAAACAAUUUCUGCACUCGAAAAGGGGGAUAUCCUUACCUUUGGAAGCUAG